Molecule: messenger RNA, 8274 nt
Organism: Capsaspora owczarzaki ATCC 30864
Lineage: Eukaryota; Filasterea; Ministeriida; Capsasporidae
Exons: 2
Coding region: 46-8274 (2742 amino acids)
Cellular component (GO): membrane
Source: RefSeq, a predicted model, not a curated record
CUCGGGCCAUGUGCACCGCGGAGAACGCUUGUUCCACUCGCUGCCAUGUCGCUCUUCCUGCUGCUGUCGCUCUUCCCGCACUGUCUGCUAGAGACCAACGCCGUUCGAGUCAACAACGGCGGAACUUUUUUCCUUGGGUAUCGCUCUGCCAUCGCUGUGCCCCACGCUGCGCCCGUCUACACUGCGGCGCCCAGUGCGAGCUCUGAACAGUCCCCAACACAACGCAAGGGCACCAAGCCAGAAGCCAGCGGCGCAGCGCCACCCAAGACGAAGCUCCCGUCAGCCAUCCCUUCCGCUAAUGAACAAGCUGAGAAUGCAAACGCUGCAAAGCAACCAGCGCGCAGCCAGACCCAGGCAGGUGCCAGCAAGACAAAAGCGACUGCCUCCACAACCACAGACAAGAUAAUACCAGCGAGUCGCGUUGCAAAGGAUUGGGCGGAACAGCUUGACUUUGGAGAACCAAGAGAAUUUGCGCCGUUCUGGCACGGGCUGCCGUCGAACGGUCCGGACAUGUACGGGACGGUGUACCAGCCGAAUGAGCCUGUGAGCAACUACUCUGCGUACUCUGAAGAAGAGGUCGUUCCGGCCAUCCUUGCCCAACGGACAAAGAUGGACUUGGACUUUGAGCCCAGCAUUUGGACUGUGCCACACCAGCUGACGCUUGGCCGGCCGUACACAAUCCGCGUUGCCUUGCACAAUCUGGCGUCGGAUGCCGGACUGGCGGUCGCCCACGCGGCCGUCGGGUCUGAGAUAACGGUGCACUUUGCCCCUACGUCGGUUCGCCCUCACGGCCGCACGAUUGCCUCCAUCACGUUGCAUCCUUCGCGACCUGGCGAAAAUCUAGUUCGCAUCAUCCAGAUCGACACGUCGAGGGGCACGGCGCAGUAUCGAAUUGUCAUACCGUCCAUUAUCAACCCGUUCUAUCUCCCAUGCCUGACUCAACUCAGCCUGCCGGCUGGCCUCCGGAUAACAUCCAUGCUCGGCUUGCGCAACCCGUAUGCCGAGAACAUGUCUGUGCUUGAUGCCCAUAUCGUGGGCGCGCCUCAAGGCGAAGUUCUUGUGCCGAUGAGUGAGGACUGGUUUCGCGUCACGCAGUUGUGGGACUUGCAGCCAGAGCACUACCGUCCCGUGUUGCACUUUUCAUUCCAGUCCCCCCACGUCGGACUGCACUCUGGCGUGGUUAUGAUCAAGACGGGCCACGGGACGCUCUUCUUGCCGUUUGACGUGACCGUCUCCUCGUGGGGCGUUUUUGCACGCCCGGUGCUUCUUAAUUUUGGUGUCUUCCCAGCCGACGGCAAGCCGCGCUCCAUGCCGCUGCGCUUGCUCAAUACCGGUCUUUUGCACGUGACUGUGCGCGGCUUUGAUCAGGAGUCGAUCUCACCUGCCGGGGACGAUACAAAUCGCAUCAGCUUUGUCGACGGCAAAGACGUUGAGGUUGGCCCCGGAUUUACCAAAUUCACGCCUGCAGUGGAGCUUCUCUUCUCCUCACAGACGGUCGGGUUGCACCAGGGCUGGAUAACGGUGCACACAGACUCUGGAGGCCAGCAAUUUGCCAUUCCACCCAUUCCUUAUCGCGCAGUGGUUUUGAACGGCCAGUUCGGAGCGCCAGUGAAUGAUUGUGUGUUUAUCUUGGAAGACGCGCCAAUCACUCGCGAGAUUUCCUUGCACAACACGUUCGAUAUGCCCGUUCUUGUGAUGGAUGUGAGCAUCCAGGAAAAUCGGCACUUUCAAAUUCUGCAGUUCAAGCCAACUGUGGUCCCACCCAACGCCACCGUGCCCGUUUUGACUGUCUUCUUUUCACCUUCGUUCGACGACGGGGUCAACCCCGCUACUGUCACUUUUAUCCAGUCCUUGUUUUUGCUGACAAACGUCUCCGAGUUCUCGCUGGAGCUUGUGGCCUACACGGGUGUGCUGACUGCUUGCCCAAUUGCGGCCGACCUCCCGCCAUACCUCUCCGAGAUAGAAUCUGGGACGAUAGAGGCUCGGUCGCAUUCGGAAGUUUCUCUUGUUGCGCUUGACCUUGAGCCGCCCUCCGCGCUCCCCUCCAUGCAAAAAUGGCCGUCGUUCAAAUCGUGGUUUGAGCUCAAUCGAAGAAUGUUGGCCCAGCAGCGUAGUCUAUCGCGCGAUCCGUGUGAGGGCACCACUGACUUCCCUGUGUGCAUUUCCCCCGUGAACAAGCCCGGCUCGCAACUUCGUUCACCUGCGUGCGGCCUUGAUGGUCUGGGCUUUGACCUGAACGAGUUGGCAGUGCGGUUUGGGACUGUCAAUGUCGGGCAGACCCUCGAGCUGAGUUUCAACCUGUACAAUCCAACCCCAACGCGCAUGGUGAUUGUCGAGAUUGUUGUUGAAGUGCCCUAUCUCAGUGUUGGCCUGUCGGGCGAUGUGACCUUCUCGCCAGACUUUCUGCCAUCCGAGCGAGAGGUGCUUGUUGACAUGGCGGCUAUUAUCGAGCCGAACGGUCGUGCCCAGAUGUCUGUCAAAUUUACCGUGACGGAAGCAGCGGCUCUGCAUCAGCAAGCGUUCGCUGCCCUCGAACGGCAAAAGAGCCCGCGAAAUCGCAAGAGCUUUUCGACCCCCAUCCAACUCCUCACGUUCGAUCACCUGUACAAGAUCCCCGUGUUUUUCAAGGUUGCUCGAGGCAGUCUGGCGGUCAUGGAUACCAAUCUUGAGUUUGUCGUCUCGUGCCCAGGCAUGAGUGCGCACAAGCCGCUUUGGGUGCACAACUCUGCGCGCUCUCUGCAAAUCACUCGUGUCGAGUCUGCCGAUCCGCGCGUCUUCUUUGCGCCGCUGGACGCGGUGCAUCCCGAGAAUUUGAACGUCGAGUCCAGCGUGCAUCACCCUUCCACACCCAUCCAGGUCCCCAAGGGGUCGUCCAACUCGCCGCACAAGGAUGGUGCGCAACAAAUUGGCAGCAUUGUCGUGAAAGCAGAUCAACUUCCCUGUUGCUGUAUGCAGGGUGGCCAGGACAUUGCUCAGGACGAUACCAUCUGUCGAUUACCGGCUUCCGCGUACGACCGAGCGCCUCUCGCCGACGGCGUGCGUGCCAUGCGCGAAAUGCUCAUCCAGACAUGGAAGGUGGAGUCUGCCUUCCCAAAGUACCUUUCCCAGCUGCUUGGAUUCUCCAAGGACUCAGUCGGCCCCAAUGCCGCUCGUCCACUUUCUCAGAGCGAAUUCGCAAAGCGCUUCGUCGACGCUGCAGCCGACGGCCGAUCCCCGUUCGUCAAGCGGUGGCUGCCGUUGCAUCCUAUGCCUCCGCUGCAUGUGAAUGGCACCUUUGGCACAUGUCGACAUGUAAAUGCGACAUUCGGCGAUCGCAUCACCCUUGGUCUUUCCUCGAAACCGCUGUCUGAGCUCGAAGUUCGCGAAUUUCUGAGCAUGGCAGCGCUGCCUGCUGUGGAGCAGUUUGUGGUUCCAGUCAUUGUGCACUCUGAUCUGUUUGCAACGGGCGCUGUGGGCCAUGUUCGGGUGACUGUUGUUCCGCCAACCAUUAUUCCCCCUUCGUACACGGACUACGGGGCCGCCAUUGAGGAGUACCGCUAUGCGCAGCUCUAUCGCUGGCUCGCUCACGACAUGCGAUUUGGCGCGCUGCUAUCAAAGCUCAAUGCCAACCGCACGCGCGCCAUUCGGGAACUUGAGCUGGAGUCGCGACUUCCGUGUCCGCUCUGCCAUCACUCACUGACCUCCAUGUUCCUAGAGACGGCUCGCGCACCCAACUCCGUUCUGCGAGACUUUGCGGGGCUCAUGUAUGAGGCAUUGCAGGAUUUCAACGUAACGACCGACUAUUCCAACCCGGAAGACCUCUUCGGCGAGCUUGUUUCCUCCCGCAUCGAUCGAAUGACUUCCACGCCCGUGGCCCCUGCGACUGCCACUGUUGGUGCUGGUGCUGGUGCUGGUGCUGGUGCUGGUGCUGGUGCUGGUGCAGGCCGCAAUUCUUUUUCGAGCUCGGCGACGCAAGGCGUGUUCAGUGCCUUCAUCCUGCCACCGAAGGUCCGAUCGCGACUCGCCAUGGGCGCUCGCUUGCACAUGCCACGAACACGCGUUGGUGAAACCUCGACGCACACUCUCACCUUGCGCAACCCGUCCUCGUCUCCCGUCUUUGUCACGCUGGUCGUUCCCCGCCAAGGUGGCACACAAAACAGCGCCCAGUCUGUUACGAAAGAAGCCGAGGCCUUGCUGAAUUCCUCCCUGCCAUUGUUGGGAUCGCACUACACCAGCGGCAACGAUGGCACGUUUGUCACGGGGGCGCGCUAUGGCGUUUCUGUGCUGCCCGCGAACGGCACAUUGCAAGUGCCCAUUCAGUUCAAACCGCGCUCGGUCGGGAACUUUUCCACCGUUCUACUCAUCCGCUCCUCUCUCGCGUUGCUCGAGACGCUUCUUAUUGAGGGAGAAGGCUCCUUGCCGAGCAUUGCCUUCUCGGUCAGUCAGUCCGUCCCCGCUCCAGACCACGACGCGGUGCCCUCUGGUCGAAAGCAGCUCCAGGCUGCAGCCCAUCUCGCGCCGACUCAGCACUCUGGGUCCACCAAGGUCAAGUCUUUGUUGCAUCAUCCACCGCACCACUCGUCAGCCACCCAAGCUGCGGGCGUGAGCAAGGGCAUGACUCGCAACCAACUUUUGGCCGUGCAUGCGGACGCGGCUGCAGACGGCCCCGCGGCCACUCUCUACCUGCGCUACUCGCCCGCUACCUCGGCCACGUGUCAAGUGGUGAAUAGUGAGCGUGACGAGCUGGAACCUCGCGAGGAUCAGACCUCCCUUCCUGAACAUUCGAGUCUCGGUCAUUUCGUUCCGCCCUCCCUCACCCAAAAGCUCACAAUCUCCAACCCCGGGAAUGAACGAGCUGUCGUGACCUCUCUCAUGCUUGUUCGAGGCGACGGGAAGCCGCUGGGCUGUUCUGUGAAGGGCUUUACCAUUUCUCCUUGCGUUCUGGCUGCCUCGCCGCUUGGUGCUGAUGAUGAUGACGUUGAUGAUGAUGAUGGCGGCUUGAGUUUUCUCAACCGUGAUGGAGAUUCAAAUCCGCACGAAGCGAAGCAGAGUACGGCCGAGCAGCAGCUGAACCUUGUGGGGCUUCCUGAGCCUUCGUCAAGCACCCUGUCCGUUGACCCUUCGGCAAGUUUCGAUGUGCUUAUCACGCACACGCUUCAAGAUUUCAGCACCUGCCAAACAGAUGUGCUUCUGGAGGUGAAGCUAGAUGAUCACCAAGUGUUCCGCGCCGCCAUCCUUGCCAUUGUGCCAGAAGAUUUGAGAGAGCAGUGCAUCAUUGCGAGUGGCGACCACCACCACCACGCUUCAGGCUUUGGACUCGCGCUUCAAGACUCGCUGGCCGAGCGGCUUGUGUUGGCUGUUCUUUUGCUUGUCGUUGCCGCAGGUCUUCUUUACGCAGGGCAUGAACAGUUUGCGCUUUUCCGCAGGCUGCAGAAUGGCAGCGGCACCAACUCGUCGUCCGCGGCAACCACUCCGGGUGACGUCGAUCGAAAGCACGGCAAGAAGAAAGUCGUCAAGCCAAGCCCCGUGGGCCCAGGAAAGCCAUACACUUCACGGCGGCGCCCCUCUGCCAGCUUGAAUCUUGUUUCGAUGAACGAACAGUCGAGUGAAGAUGAGGAGACCACGGAGGAAUAUCUUGAUCUCCUGCGCUGGUCCGAGUUGCGCGGCCCUGGAAACCACCGCAUGGAUGUCGGGUCGCCUUCUCCAGCAGGCUCCCACAAAGCGUCGCCGCAGCCCACACCCAAGCACUCCGCGCCAGCUUCGCGGCUGCCGUCGGUCGCUCCUUCGCGUGCCCCUUCACAGCCCGCUUCCAGGGCUCCGACCGCCCCCGCUUCCGCAGCCUCGUCGCUUCCGCCGUCCGCGCCGACCUCUGCGAGUGUUGCAGCGACCGUGUCCAGUUCAGACACACUCGUCCUGCCUUCUUCGCUCAAUUUGAGCAGCUAUUUGGCUCAGGUUGGGUCGGCAUUGGAGGCAGAGUUGAACGCGGCCGCUCCAGAACCGCUUGGACUGGAGGCGCUCGCCGCGAUGCCUGCAUCUGCUCGUCCGUCCAUGUCGACUUCUGGAGAUGUGACAUUGCAGGCGGCAACAGUGAGCCACGAGGAUGGCGAUGAUGAUUUCGGAGUGGCCGAUGCAGAUUCCGUCGUUCCACAACUCCGCUCUGCCCGUGUGUUGCUUUCUGAAAAUGACCUGGAUCUGUCAGUGUCCUCCAGUACCGCUGACCUGGAACCGGUCUCGGUUGUUUCCGAACCUGUGAUGACUUCCAUUUUUGCCGCUCCUGCUGCUGUUGCUGCGACGUUGGAUGACGCGCGUCUUCACACAGACUCGCCACUUGUUCCCCUCCCUAUGCUGUCCCCUGUGCCGGCAAAUCCGUUCAAAGCGACUGACCAGGUGCCGUCGACGCUCCUUGGCUCUCCGCUUGCCGGAUCUCCUCUCGUGACGGCAGCAACAGCGCACUUGAAUGUAUCACUGGCUGACCAAGACGCCGACCAAGGUGCUGACCAAGGCGCUGCACCGAAAGCAGCCGCUGGUGGGCGCCAGCGACGUCGCUCCAAGUCCGAUGCGCAGCUCAAGCACCUGUCCACGAUCCAGCCAAACUCGUCUGGAGAGCAGCAGACCGUUGCUUCCGUGUCGGUGUCUGCCGGCAAUUCUCCCGCAGCCGCUGCACGCGCUGCCACGCGUCAGCCUGGCACUUCUCAGCGUGGCUCCUCCCGCGUAUCCAUCGCCCCAGAGGCAUCGACGAUUGCUCCAGGAGCGAACAAAGCGUCUGGACGUAAGUCCCCGACAAUGCGCAAGUCGUCGUCCACGUCAGACGCGUCCGCGGCUGCCUUGGUAGCGGGCCGUGCUGCCGAACCCCCUUCUUCGACCGCACGUGCCUCACAGCCAGCCCUGUCGGGUGACUCGCCGCCCACGCGUUCAUCGCGCCACCGCAAGAAUCGAUCUGUUGAAUUGCUGGAAAGUCUGCCCUCCUCCUCCUCUUCCUCCUCCUCUGCAAGUGUCCCGAUGAGCCAUGUCGCUGCUCAUCGAUCAAGCAGCAUGGAUUCAGCCGAUGCAGCAACGGUUGGAAGUGCGCCUUCGUUAAUUCGUCGACCCGUGAGUCCUGGAACUGUGGGUGCGUCCUUGGCUUCCAAGCCCUCUUUCAGCAGCGCGUCGCGUUCUGCCGAAAAGGUGCAUGGCAAUCGGCACAGUGAUCCGCAGACCAGAUCCACCGACGUUGCAGCGUCUGGCAGAAUGUUUGAGCGCCAUUCAGACCCAGCGAGUCAGCCGCUGUUUGCUCCAGCCACCGGUCUGCUCUCUUCGUCCCCGCCCCCAAUUGCCAGCCGACUCGGUGCUGUUGGGAGUGUGUUUGGUGAGCCUGUGUCGCACUCUACGUCCGCCGAAAUGUACGCCAAUCCCGACACGAGCUCGUUCUUUUCCUUCUCGUUGCGGCCGCAACCACAGCACCAGCACCAGCACCAGCACCAACUGCCUCCAGCGGCGCCUGUGCCUCCGCCGCCUUCGUCCACGGCGGCGGCAGACCCGUGGUACAGCUCGUUCUCUUCGCUCUGGGGUCCUGCCGACGCGAGCAGCGUGCCGGCUUCAACUGCUCGCGAGCCCCGGAUGCGUGGUGGUGGCCCAUUGGGCGCCUCUCUCCCUCCUGCCAUGCGCCCAGACCCGACGCAUGACGUGCCGCACACCCCUCCUCCGCCUGGUUUUGCGCUCAUGCACCGCGGAAUGCACUCGCAUGACGUGGGCAACCUCAACUAUCGGCGCACGGACUUGUUCAAUGCGGCCCCUGCUCUCGCUGCUGCCCCUCCAAUUCCCACUGCGGCAGCCGGCACCGCGUCCAACCACACGCGCGGUGGCGUCUGGGCGUAUCCGUUGUUUGCACCCGAGUCGCUGUGGAGCGAUGCAGAAGCGUUGGCUCCCCCGACCCUCGUUUCUCCCGGACCGCUGGCCUCGUCCUUCUUUGUGAAUGGCUCUACGUGGAAUAAUUCGGUGAAUGGCGGCGGCAGCAGCAGCUCGGGCAUUGCAAGUGCGUCGUCGGGCUCUCAGAGUGCGCCCAACGGUUCGUCGCCGAUCGCUUCGCGCGCACUUCCUGCCAUUUCGCCGCAGCAGUCCGUUCGUCUUGCUCCUGUGCAGGCUCCCGGUCAGCCACCGUCGUGGAAUUCAGCCGACUCCAAUGGCAAUGGCCAAACUCUCCCGCCGCCGCCUGCUCCAACGACGGAGGAGCUUCUCGCCACGUUCCUUUCCAUUUCCAGUGCAGGAGCCGCAUCCACGCAACAACAUUCUAUGGAUCGACAAAAGCAACACGAGUAG